This is a messenger RNA of Epinephelus fuscoguttatus (brown-marbled grouper), 3890 nucleotides long. RefSeq names its product alpha-1,6-mannosylglycoprotein 6-beta-N-acetylglucosaminyltransferase A-like. Lineage: Eukaryota; Metazoa; Chordata; Actinopteri; Perciformes; Serranidae. Gene Ontology annotation, biological process: protein N-linked glycosylation. The transcript has 15 exons. The coding region runs from base 58 to 2004 and encodes 648 amino acids. Gene Ontology annotation, molecular function: alpha-1,6-mannosylglycoprotein 6-beta-N-acetylglucosaminyltransferase activity. Gene Ontology annotation, cellular component: Golgi apparatus. The record is from RefSeq and is a predicted model, not a curated record.
UCUUCUCCACCUCCCUUGAAGAGCUACAAAGAAGAAUUUCAGUCACUCCAGAUUAAAAUGGAGGCAGAAAAAGAGAAGGGACAAAUGAGGGAUGAGACGAUUAAGGAGCUGCGCUCGGAUAAAAUACAGCUACAGCAGCAAGUGGCUCACUUGGAGGAACUCCUAAAGCUACAGGCAGAACAAGGCAAAACUGAAGAUCAGAUCAAAGAGGAUAAAAAUUGCCCACUGCCACCCAUGGAUGGAUACCCAGACUGUAUGAAGAAAUUGAAGUGGAUGAAGGACAUGUGGAGGACUGACCCUUGCUACGGCAGUCAUGGGGUGAAUGGAUCUCUGUGCUCCUUCCUCUUCUACCUCAGUGAGAUAGAGCCCUGGUGUCCUGUACUUCCAGGCCGAGUGAUUCCUGAAGAUGUAGUGGAAAAGGUAGAGCCCGAUGAUGCAGUGGUACAGGAAAGUUUUAAAGAUCUGUACCCCCCUCUGGAAAACAGAGUCCAGUUUCGUUGGAUACGCCAAAGAAUUGGCAGUAUGGAGAAGAUUUGGGUUGAUGCUGGACGCUCUCUUUCAGCCAAAUACAACCUCACAGAGAGAAAAGCCAAACAGAUUCUGGUUCAUCCUGGAGCAGUUACAGAUGAAUCACGUGCUAGAAUAGCAGAGGCUGCGUUCAGUGGCGGCCCCCUUGGGGAACUAGUCCAGUGGAGUGACCUCAUCUCCACACUUUACAUCUUGGGUCACCAUGUUCACCUUACUGCCUCUAUGCCUGACCUCAAGCAUUUUUUUGGGAUUAAGACAGGUAGCUGCCCACCUCAUACUAAAAAAGUGGAAGCAGACCUGAUCUAUACCGACAUUAUUGGCCUUAGACAGAUUCAGGCACUGCUAAAUACAUCUUGGCUCAAAUACAGGUGCAAGUUUCGUGUGUUGGACACUUUCGGCACAGAGCCAGACUUCAAUCAUGCAGCUUGGGCCCAGAAGAACAACCUUAAGAGUCCAUUUGGCGGACUGCACCUGAUCCCUAUGCAGUUCUACACCAUGUUCCCUCAUACACCAGACAACACAUUCCUGGGCUUUGUGGUGCAGCACCAGCUGACCUCUGAACAAACUGAGCAGUUAAAGUCUACCACAAGACAAAACCAGGCACUUGUGUAUGGCAAGAGAGCCUCGUUUUGGAAGGGUAAAGAGGCUUAUCUGGACAUUAUCCAUAAGCACUUAGAGAUCCAUGGGACGGUCGAUAACAGUGCUACUAUUCCAAAUUAUGUGAAAAACCACGGCAUUGUCAAAGGCACUGAGGUUCAGGCCUUGUUGAGGCAGAGCAAGGUUUUUGUCGGACUGUCUUUCCCAUAUGAAGGCCCCGCCCCAUUGGAGGCCUUAGCCAAUGGCUGUGCUUUCCUGAACCCCAGGUUACACCCGCCACAGAGUAGCCUGAACACAGAGUUCUUCAAGGGAAAGCCCAACAUAAGAGAGGUGACAUCCCAGCAUCCGUAUGCAGAAGCCAUAGGACAGCCUUAUGUUUGGAUGGUAGAUAUGCACAACUCCACAGAUGUGGAGAGAGCUCUCACUGCCGUCCUUAAUCAGACUAUUGAGCCCUACCUUCCCUAUGAGUUUUCCUGUGAAGGGAUGCUCCAGAGGGUCAACAUCCUGAUUGAGAAGCAGGACUUCUGCAAUAGUACAGGGAGCUGGCCUCCACUGAGCACACUCCAGGUUGUGAAGGCGGAAGCGAACAAAUCCUGCAAACAGGAAUGCCAGAAGGCAGGGCUGAUCUGUGAACCUGCAUUUUUUCCAUACCUUAACAAUGCCGAGAAUCUUGCAAACUACAGUGUAGACUGUCAAACAUCAGAGCUUUCUGACAGUCACUUGGUGUUCCCAGCCUACAACAGCAGCAGUAAGCACUGUCUGUUCCAGUCUGACCCCCUGCUCUUCAGCUGUGUGAGAUCAGACCAGUCUUUGAUUCGCAUCUGCCCCUGUAGAGACUACAUCAAGGACCAGAUAGCCUUAUGCAAGGCAUGUGUCUAGCAGCUGGAUAGAAAACAAAACCCUAUGUACAUACAGGUUAACAAAAACCCAAUGAACAUAUUUAUGAUGAUUUUAUCUGAAUGUCCUUACUCACUCCCUCAUAGACUUUGGCUGAUGUUCCCAUCCUUAUAUUUCAGGGGGAUAAACGUUCAUGGAGGGUCUGCCAUGAAUAUUGUAGAGUGCCACUCCCCUGUAACACUGCAGUGUCUGACAUGAUCUCUUUCCUGAAGAAGGAUACCUUUAUCCUGUAAAUCUCCCACUCCACCUCUACACUCUACGUGGCUCAGUGACACCAUGCUCACCCAUGUUCAUUAAGUCCACCCUGAAAAGGGUCAACAGACUCAUACUAGGAGGUGGCACCCAAUGUCCUGAACUUUUCUUUAAAAUCACCAGAUUAGGAUCUAUGAGACUUAAUUGCCUAAUAUCUGACAAGACCAUGUGCCUGGACUUUUGGUAUACAACACAAAUGUAUGUAAAUUUUUAUGACUGAACAGUUUUACAAUGGAUUUAUCGACAGUUGGGUUAGUAUUUAUUUAUUUAUUUAUUUAUUUAUUGUUUUCCACAGUGGGGUGGGGUAUGGCAUUGACAGGCACGUGUUGGGGAUUAUUUUAAUGGUCUAUUGUGUUUCCUUUUUUGUCAUUCUUAAAAUCCCUUGGCAUUUUGUAACUCUCUACUAUUGAGCGUGACAAUCUCCUUGCAUUGUACAUGCAUUGUUGAAGUAUACAGCCAAUGUGGCUUGUUACACCCGUCAUUGUUGGUAUAUAACAAUUUCCCCUAUGUUUCUGUUUUUCUACUUCAUCACCAUUUCUCUGAUGAAGCAUUAAUUAAACAGUAUGUUUUAGCCCUCAUUUAGUCUACAUAGCCUUUAGGGACUCAUUCAUUUGCCAGCUAAUAGGGCUGAGCUUUACCUGAUCCACACAUAAGAAUUAAGCAGCUGCCUUUCUGAUAAUGAUGAUAACAGUCAUGGGUGUUUCACAGUCUCCUAUCAAUGUGAAAAGCAGUACACAGACAACAAAUAAUACGCAGGCGUUAGGAAAUAAUGCGCAGCGAUGGGUCGGGUCCGGGCAUUUUUAGGCAAUUCUGAGCAACAAGCAGAAGAACUGGAAGACAUUUAGGAAUUUAGCAACACAAUCAGCCUUUUGCAUUAGCUGAGGCUUGAACUCACAACCUCUGAGACUAAGAAUCAAUUUCUAUCUCACUGAGCUAAUUAGUCAGUGACAACUCAUAUGUAGCUUCACAAAUUGACUAAGGCAGACGUGCAGGUUUAGCAGCCGUCCAUGCAUGGAAAAGCAGAUUUCAAACCACUGUAAAAAAUUCAGUUAUCGAAACAAAAAUCUGAAAAUACACAUAUUGCAUCUAGACAGCAUGGAGAUGUUGGUAAUUUAUUUUAACAAUGAUUGAUUUGCUUCAUAAAAAAACUGAAAAACUGAUGUUUAACUAGUUGAGCUAUGUGCAAAGUGAGAAGCCUCAGAUGGUUUCACACUGAAGUAUUGACACUGGAUCUUUGUGCAAAGUUUGGUUUAUUUUCAAGCAUGAGAAGACAGAUUUUCUAGCAGAAAAAAAGACUUGAAGAUGCUGCACAGUGAUCAGUCACGCUCAGGCAAUUUUAAGCAAUAAGCUGGAGCACAAGAUGUUGAAAUGAUUACAUUGCAAUGAGGAUUCUGCACCAGUUGAGGCUCAAACCCACAACCUCUGGAACCUAAGAUGGUCAUCUACCACUCUGAGCUAAUUGGCAAGUAGCAACUCAACAGUGGCUUCACAAAUUGAGUAAGCCAUUCACUGUUGUGUAGGAAAGCAGCCAUCCGUGCAUGGAAAGGCAGAUUUGAAACCACUGUAAAAAAAAUUCAGUUAUUAAGACAAAAAUCUGAAAAUACACAUAUUGCAUC